Sphaeroforma arctica JP610 is the source of this 999-nucleotide messenger RNA. RefSeq lists its product as hypothetical. NCBI's taxonomy places the organism in Eukaryota, Ichthyosporea, Ichthyophonida. The transcript is spliced from 4 exons. The coding region runs from base 78 to 845 and encodes 255 amino acids. The record is from RefSeq and is a predicted model, not a curated record.
CAGGGACUUCGUCGGCGCUUGGUCAGCUGUUCGACCACGGGUGUGAUGCCUUCAAUGUAACCAUCAGCUCAGUCACAAUGGCGGCAAUGAUGCAGAUGAGCGUUCUAUGGGCGACGAUCUUUAUACUGUGUGCGCAGCUUAACUUCUACAUCGCCACGUGGGACGAGUACCACACCCACGAGAUGUAUUUGCCCAAGAUCAACGGGGCCGAUGAGGGCCUGGUACUCACUGUACUGCUGUACAUGCUUACCGCCUUUGUUUUACCCCGUGGCGUCUGGCUGAUGGAAGUCUACACCGUGCCGCUCAAUGUAUGGUUCACGAUAGUGUCGCUGCUGUCGGCGCUCUUUACGGCCAACAUGUUUGUGGGCCGAGUGCGUGACCACAGCAGAGAGAAAGGAUGGCCACUCGAGAGAGCGUGGUGGAAGCUACUACCCUUCGGCAUCACUGUAUCACAGACUGUCUACUGGUUACUGGUGGUCACCGCAGCCACAAACGCAUUCGAUUAUGCGGUGUUUGAGGUGUUGCUGUGCUGCGCGUUCUGCUUCGGCCAGUUCACGUCGCGGCUCAUCGUCGCGCACGUGUGUGGGAUGCACUUCAAGGCCUGGCAACCGGCGCUUUGGGUUCCCAUGAUCCCCAUCACCGCCCAUAUUUUGACCGCUGUGCUGGAUGUGACCGUGGUACCUCCCUCCACCGUGCUACACAUCACCUUGUGCAUCUCUGGCCUUAUGUGGCUGCACUAUGCGUACGUGUGCAUCAAUGCCAUCAGCUCGAGUCUGGGUAUCCGGAGGUUCAACAUAGAGACAAGACAUGUCCCAGAGGUUAGUGGGGUUCUACCGGAGAGGUGACAUACCCUGAAGACCUAAUUCGACAUACUGAAGACCUAAUUCACUUCACCUAGUACUUCAAUAAUUUAGCAUAAUUAGGACGCAAUUGCCCAAAUGGAGGCAGCCGGAAUGAGGUUUUCAUUAAAAAGCCCAAAGCAAUUGUUCAAUUAUUUGG